GUGUCACACUGUCACAUAUAGGUGGGAGAUAAUUACUAUGUAUACACCCCUAUAUACUGCUCUCUGUCUCUCCUGCUGUAGGGUCUGCACUGAGUAAUGACAGAUGGUGAUAUGAUUGUAGAGGCUGGCGGGCCCUCUCACACCCUGACCACAGGCUGCCCACCCUGCUCUGGGGGAACUGAGACCGAGAUCCGUGUCUGACUGCUCAUCACAACAUGAGGUCUGUAGCUGGGCUCCUGCUUAUGCUGGAAGGGCUACAAGAAUUUCUCUGCCAGACAAUCCACGUGUCCCAGAUCCCUGCAAUACUCACCGCAGAGGGCAGCUCCGUCACCCUACCCUGUACAUACAGCAUCAGUGGUGCAGAGAACGCAACAUCUGGCUCCUACAGGUGGUACAGACACAUGGUGAGGACUGGGCCCAAGGUCUCUGAUAGUAAUGAGCAUUUCACAGGCAGACUCUCCAGAGCUAAAGCAACAGAAUUCUACAUGAAAAGAUCCGCCAGCAUCACCCUGCACGGUGCAGAUGUCUCAGACACCGGGGUAUAUUUCUGUGAAGUUACUUUCCAGCACAACAGAGAAAUAUCCGGACACGGUGCUGGAACAUUACUCAAUGUGACAUCACUCAAUGUGACAGAGCACCAGAUAGUCGGAUCCAGAUGUUUUGCCCAUGGAUAUCAUUCCCAGACAAUCACGGUGUCCCAGAUCCCUGUAAUAGUCACCCCAGAGGGCAGCUCCGUCACUCUACCCUGUACCUACAGCAUCAGCGGCGCAGACAAUGCAACAGACGGCUGGUACAGGUGGUACAGACACACGGUGAGGACUGGGCCUGACGUCACCGAUAGUAACAAGGAUUUCACAGGCAGGAUCUCCAGAGUGGAUGGAGAAGAAUUCAUUAGUAGCAGAUCAGCCAGUAUCACCCUGCACAGAGCAGAUGUCUCAGACACCGGGAUGUAUUACUGUGAGGUCACUUUCCAGCACGGCGGAGAAAUAUCCGGACACGGUGCUGGGACAUUCCUCAAUGUGACAGGUAAAAAGAGAUAA
Messenger RNA from Pseudophryne corroboree (corroboree frog), 1040 nucleotides. RefSeq names its product natural cytotoxicity triggering receptor 3 (gene NCR3). The coding region runs from base 216 to 1040 and encodes 274 amino acids. Gene Ontology annotation, biological process: immune response-activating cell surface receptor signaling pathway; positive regulation of natural killer cell mediated cytotoxicity. The transcript is spliced from 4 exons. The record is from RefSeq and is a predicted model, not a curated record. NCBI's taxonomy places the organism in Eukaryota, Metazoa, Chordata, Amphibia, Anura, Myobatrachidae.